CUACCCUAGAUUCAAAUUAAGUUUCUCAUUCACUCUAUUGGCAACCAAGAACACAUAAAUCGAAAACAUUUCUAGGGACGAAAACCCUAGAUUCACUCUUUUGUCAAUUUGUUUCCAUUAAAUCUUGUAUUUUUCAUUUUUUUUCCUUUGAUUUCGUUUCUAUUGCGUCUUUGAUUUAUGUUUUUUUUUUCAUGGAUUCAUCUGUAGAUGGAGAAACAAAUAUUUCUAGAGAUGGGAAUCGCAAAGCAAUUGAGAGGAAAAACUUGCUUCGACUGUGACAUGGAAAUAUUUUUUCCCCCUAAUUUCCUUGCCUUUGUUUCCUACCUUCAUGGGUGAAGCUGUAAAGGAAGGUCAGUGUCUCAGUUUUGGGUUCUAAUGAUGGUCAAUAGGUCAAAACCUUUUGAAGGUUUGCUUCUCUAUUACACUUUUCUUGUUUACUUUCAAAUAAUUUUCUAAACCGUACCAAGCAUGGUGUUUGGUUUGUGUGAUUCUAUAUAAAUUAUUUUCUGAUUUUGAUCAGAUUAAGGGAUGGUGAUUUUCAACUUUGGAUUUCUUGCUCUUUCUCUCGCUAUUCUGUGAAUUCAGGAGGGGAUUGACAUUGAGUGAUUAAUGUGUAAUGGCAAAUGAGAUUUUUCUUGGUUCAAUUAAAUUUCAUUUUAAUUUGUUACAACUUUAGGUUGGUCCAUGUUAAUUGGGUUUUAAUUGAUAUGAAUAUUAAGCAAAAUUUGUUUUUGAGACUUGGUUAAGCUUAUUUUCUGUUUUCGAGGGAAGUUUCAAUUUGACCACACUUAAUAGUAGGAGAUAACAUGAUCUUAUAAUCUUCUUUACCUAUAAUUUUUCUUAUAGGUGAUAUUGCCCAAGGGAACUAGGCAAACUAUUAAGGUGGUUAUUUUUGCUCAAGGUAGUUUCUCCACUUUCA
Molecule: messenger RNA, 919 nt
Organism: Rubroshorea leprosula
Lineage: Eukaryota; Viridiplantae; Streptophyta; Magnoliopsida; Malvales; Dipterocarpaceae
Source: the annotation of a GenBank genome assembly